Messenger RNA from Colletes gigas, 633 nucleotides. RefSeq lists its product as uncharacterized. The record is from RefSeq and is a predicted model, not a curated record. Lineage: Eukaryota; Metazoa; Arthropoda; Insecta; Hymenoptera; Colletidae. The transcript has 2 exons. The coding region runs from base 1 to 633 and encodes 210 amino acids.
AUGCCAACGGAAGUGGUAGCAUGCCAGCCGAAACAUAUAAUAAGGAAAUUCGUUCAGAGCGUGCCGUGUCCUCGGGCGAAGCCUAAGAAGAAGCAAGGGGUACCAUGCCCCGCAAUGGAAUGUAGGAAGCCCUCGAAGCACGUGGAAGAAAUAUCGUGUCCAGCGAUGGAACGCAAAAAGGCACCGAAUUGCGUCCGGCAAACCGUGUGCCAGCGAAACGGGAAAGACAAGUCUCCGAAGCACGUGCAAAAAGUAUCUUGCCCCGGAAAGGGACCGAAAAUAACGGUCAAGGGAUGCCCGAAAUGCGAGGACAACCGAAUAAAAAAACUGGAAUGCGAAGUGUACCAACUGCGAAGGGAGAUAGAGUGCAUGAAGGAGGAGCGGAAGUCGGCCGAGAAAGCAGUGCAGAGGGCCAUUCUUCGUGGCGCGCGGGCGCUCGGCGGAAGAUUUAAACCGGUCGUUCCUGAAUCGAUCGAGAAACUUUUGGAUAGUUGCGCGAGCGAUACGUCUUCGACUUCGUCGUCGGCGUCGGUCACGCACUGCGGAUUGAAACCGGAGUAUCUGCCGUGCGGGCACAAACCGCCGAAGAAGGAGGAGUUGCAUAUCUGCUGCGAGGCGUCUUGCGCCCAUUAG